AUGUUCCCCGCGAGCCAACCCGUCAACCCCGUGCCUUGGCUACAAUCGGACAGCUGCCGCCCCGUCAGCGCCAAGUCGCAGCCAGGUGGGCGCACCCCGACAGACAUGGUGUUAUCCAAGACCAUGGAUGUUGGCACCUGGUACUACCCCGAACGGCCGUCGGAGCUGAUGCCCCAAGCUCCUAAACCAUCUAAUUCCCCCUGGAUCUGCCACCAGGUCAUUCAACCUAUCUUAAGCUAA
Messenger RNA from Pyricularia oryzae 70-15, 240 nucleotides. RefSeq lists its product as uncharacterized. The transcript has a single exon. NCBI's taxonomy places the organism in Eukaryota, Fungi, Ascomycota, Sordariomycetes, Magnaporthales, Pyriculariaceae. The coding region runs from base 1 to 240 and encodes 79 amino acids. The record is from RefSeq and is a predicted model, not a curated record.